GAAUUAUUUACACCAGGCGCUCAGACCCAACGCAUACCUGUCGGACGCCUUUCACCAGCUUUAAAAGACAGUUUUAAGACUUAUCCAUGCGGCUGUAGGCUGUUUAUUGGUUGUCAGGGUGUUUAGAUGGAGGCUUGAAGAACGAAAGAUACACUUUAGACGCCUUGUAUCCGGUUCAAAUAGGGGAGAGACAUCAUGGACUCGUUCAGCACCAAGAACCUAGCCCUGCAGGCGCAGAAGAAGCUCAUGAGCAAGAUGGCGACCAAGACAGUGGCCAACCUCUUUAUAGACGACACCAGCAGCGAGGUACUGGACGAGCUGUACAGAGUCACCAAAGAGUACACGCGCAACCGCAAGGAGGCCCAGAAGAUCAUCAAAAACCUCAUCAAGAUGGUGGUCAAGUUGGGCGUCCUCUACCGCAACGGUCAAUUCAACAACGAGGAGCUAGCGUUAGUCGAGCGUUUUCGUAAGAAGGUGCAUACGCUGGCGAUGACAGCUGUUAGCUUCUACCAGAUCGACUUCACUUUUGAUCGACGCGUCAUGAGUAAUCUACUCAAUGACUGCCGUGAACUUCUGCACCAGGCCAUCAAUCGGCAUCUAACGGCGAAAUCUCACGCCCGAAUCAACCAUGUCUUCAAUCAUUUCGCCGAUUGUGACUUCCUCGCGACGCUAUACGGACCUUCAGAAGUGUACCGCGGCCACUUGCAGAAGAUCUGUGAAGGAGUCAACAAGAUGCUGGACGAAGGCAAUCUUUGAUGAAGACCUCUGAAGUCUUUUUAUUAUUUAAACAUGUUUUCGGUAUUUGUUUAAAAUGGAAGAUCUCGUGCCUUAUUUUUGCGCUAAAUUGAAGUACGUUUGUACUUGAAGUCGAAUGUUGUCGUAUAUUUUUAUGGUUUACAGUGCAAACGAAGAGCUCCAUAUUUGAAGGCAAUGUGAGAUUCAGAUAUCAGUGGAAAUGAAGGACCAUUUACAAAGCUUUUUUUCAAUGCCGAGAGGAAAUAUUCAAGCACUGCGAACACAGAAUGCACUGGGGGGGGGACACAAUAUGAAACACUUCAUAAGUAAUAUAAGGAAAUGAACCGCAGCAUCAGGCGUCUCACUUCCUGAAAAAGGACAUUCACUCUGAAACCUAAAAGGAAGAUGUUUUUGGUUAACUUUAACCCCUGUGAUUUCUAAACUUGAUCAUAUACAGAGCUGUGGCUGGAAAAAUCGUUAAAGAAAUCGAUUUUCAAAAGAUAUCGUGAUUCUCUCGUAUACUUUACAAACUGCUGUACUCUGCGACCUAGAGCGUCAUCUGUUGUUAAAAACUAGCCAAGAGGGUCAUCCGCUGUUCCAAACUAGCGUACAGCACCAUCUGCUAUUAAAAAACUAGCAUAGAUCGCCAUAUGAGGCUAAAAACUAACCUACAGCUUCAUUUGCUGUUCAAAACUAGCCUAGAGCGUCAUCUGCUGUUUAAAACUAGCCUUGAGCGUCAGCUGCUGUUUAAAACUAGUCUUGAGCGUCAUCUGCUGUUCAAAACUAGUCUUGAGCGUCUUCUGCUGUUCAAAAUUUGUCUUGAGCAUCAUCUGCUGUUCAAAACUAGCCUUCAGCCUCAUCUGCUAUUUAAACCUAAUCUAGAGCACCGUCUGCUGUUAAAAACUAGCCUAGAGCGUCAUCUGCUGUUCAAAACUAGCAUACAGCACCAUCUGCUAUUAAAAAAAACUAGCAUAGAUCACCUUCUGAGGUUAAAAAUUAGCCUUGAGCGUUAUCUGCUAUUCAAAACUAGCAUACAGUGCCAUGUGCUAUUUAAAAACUAGCGUAGAUCGCCAUCUGCUGCUAACUAACCUAUAGCACUGUCUGCUGUUAAAAACUAGCCACUUCAUCUGCUGUUCAAAACUAGCAUACAGCACCAUCUGCUAUUAAAAAAACUAGCAUAGAUCACCUUCUGAGGCUAAAAAUUAGUCUAGAUCGCCGUCUUCUGUUUAAAACUAGCAUACAGCACCAUCUGCUAUUAAAACAAACUAGCAUAGAUCGCCUUCUGAGGCUAAAAAUUAGCCUUGAGCGUUAUCUGCUGUUCAAAACUAGCAUACAGUGCCAUCUGCUAUUUAAAAACUAGCGUAGAUCGCCAUCUACUGCUAAAAAACUAACCUAUAGCACCGUUUGCUGUUUAAAACUAGCAUACAGCACCAUCUGCUAUUAAAAAAAACUAGCAUAGAUCGCCUUCUGAGGCUAAAAACUAGUCUAGAUCGCCGUCUUCUGUUCAAAACUAGCAUACAGCACCAUCUGCUAUUAAAAAACUAGCAUAGAUCGCCUUUUAAAGCUAAAAAUUAGUCUUGAGCGCCGUCUGCUGUUAAAAACUAGCCUUGAGCGUUAUCUGCUGUUCAAACCUAGCAUACAGUGCCAUCUGCUAUUAAAAAACUAGCGUAGAUCGCCAUCUGCUGCUAAAAACUAACCUAGAGCACUGUCUGCUGUUAAAAACUAGCCUAGAGCGCCGUCUGCUGUUCAAAACUAGCAUACAGCACCAUCUGCUAUUUAAAAACUAGCAUAGAUCGCCUUCUGAGGCUAAAAACUAGUUUAGAGCACCGUCUGCUGUUCAAAACGAGCAUAUAUCACCAUCUGUUGUUCAGAAUUAGCAUACAGCCAUGUCUGCUUUUUGAAACUAAGCUCAUAAUCAGUUCAAGAGAGAAUAGCGAUGCAUUUUGAAAAUCGCAGAAUCGAUUUCUCCCCCAAUUUUUCCCCACAGCUCUAGUCCUAUAGUGAUUUAUAUUAGUUUUGUUUUCCACUCCAUGGCGCCCCCUGCUGAUUGGAGGUCUUUCCAGGGAUGCAGUUCCUUAUAGCGGAGCGAAGAAUGCGCUAGAAUGUCACUGUGCUACAUUUCAGCAUGUUUAUUUGCUGUUUUAAUGAAGGUUUCUUUGUGUAUCGGUAUAUGACUGAGCCGUUAUUCUCCGUACACGUCACUUUUAACUUGUAUGGACAAUCAAUAUGACAAAUCUCCCAUGUUACUUGGGAUUAACAUUAUCUUCAGCCGUUUUGACAGAUUAAAGGAACAUUUUGGGUGGAAUAUACAAGUUAAGCUCCUUCAACAUGACCCGUGGGAUGUCGGAUACCACAAGAAAUCUGUAAAAGCUACCAAAAAUGUGCAGUAAUGCACUUUUAAUAGUUUGAGACAGCUGCGUACUGUCCCAUACACCUCCAUUGUUUGUAUCUGCACUUGAUUUAUAACCUUGAAUACUUCAAUGUUGUGUAUUUUUACAAAAUGCCCUAUUUUAAAGGAUACUUUAAGGCCCUGGUGCCUAAAUAAGGCUCUUAGUGAACAGUUGUAUACAUUGUGUCUUGACCUUAAAACAUAUUGUCUAUAUAUACGUGCACUUAUUGUUAUUAUAGUUUUCUUUUACACGUCAGUAGCAGAGGGUUGUUUGACUUUCUCUUCUUGUGACUCGAUUUUUAGGUGAAACUCAAGCUCACAAAGUAUCAAAUAAUUCAAGGGAAGAAGGAAAAAACGAAAAAAAAUAGAAGUGAAAGUCGCGAGUGACUCCUCAAAGCCAUACCUCCUGAUUAUUUUCAAGCCUCUCAGGGUUCUGUCUUGAACGCGUUUUUCCUUGUGGCGUUUUUUUGGGCCAAUUUAAACAAUUAUGAAACAAAUAUCUUGUUUUUCUUUUUGCAAAUGUCACCCGAGCAUUACAAGACAUCGCAUUCACCACAUUUUCUUUUGUCGAGUUUUAAAGGUUAUUUUUUUUUGUCACAAUCAAGUUCUGUAAAUGCUGUUUUUUUUUUUCUAGAAACGAUGUACAUAAAUACAGUAUUUGUGUGUGCGUGUGUAUAUAUAAAUGUCAUUCUUAAGAA
Molecule: messenger RNA, 3822 nt
Organism: Danio rerio (zebrafish)
Lineage: Eukaryota; Metazoa; Chordata; Actinopteri; Cypriniformes; Danionidae
Source: RefSeq